AUGAAGUUUCUGCUAAACGGUUUUUUGCAGGUACUUGCCGCUUUCGUCGCCUGCGCCUCAGCCGCCAGGGUUGACUUGAACGAUGGAAGGUACUACCCCGACAACUCCGGUGCCUACAACAACAACGACGGAAGAUACUACCCCGACAACAGUGGUGCCUACGUACCAGACGGUUCCGGCGCCUACGUGCACGACGAUGCCGGCUACCGCCACCAAGAUGACAAAUACAGACACCAAGCUGACAGAUUCGGCGGCAACGGCGGCAACGGCGGUGCUUUCGGCGGCAACGGCGGUUUCGGAGCCGGUUCCGGAGCCGGACACUUCCGUCCAGCUGGUGCUGGUGCCGGUGCCGGUGCCGCUUUAGGUGGUGCUGCCAACGCCGGCCGUUAUGGAAACGCCAACGGUUUCUACGACAACAGGAACUACGCCAUCAUCCGUAAAGUAGAAGACGUCCACCCAGACGGUUACCACUACCUGUAUGAAACCGAAAACGGUAUCUUGGCCGAGGAACAAGGUAAAUUGGAACGUGCCGGAUCCAAGGAUGAAGCCAUCAACGCCGGAGGUUUCUUCACCUACACCGGACCCGACAACGUAGUCUACAGGGUUGAUUACACCGCCAACGAAGACGGUUUCGUGCCAGUAGCCGAACACAUCCCAACCCCACCACCAAUCCCAGCUGCCAUCGUCAGAUCCUUGGAAUACCAAAGGGCCGCUGGCAAAUUGUAAACGGUGAUAUAGUCUGUACAAAGUAGUAUUUAAUAAAGUAUUUAAUAAUAAA
Messenger RNA from Aethina tumida (small hive beetle), 778 nucleotides. RefSeq names its product pupal cuticle protein 20-like. The coding region runs from base 1 to 726 and encodes 241 amino acids. The transcript is spliced from 3 exons. Gene Ontology annotation, cellular component: chitin-based extracellular matrix. Gene Ontology annotation, molecular function: structural constituent of chitin-based larval cuticle. Lineage: Eukaryota; Metazoa; Arthropoda; Insecta; Coleoptera; Nitidulidae. The record is from RefSeq and is a predicted model, not a curated record.